Molecule: messenger RNA, 312 nt
Organism: Podarcis lilfordi (Lilford's wall lizard)
Lineage: Eukaryota; Metazoa; Chordata; Lepidosauria; Squamata; Lacertidae
Source: the annotation of a GenBank genome assembly
AUGAAAAGUACAAGGCAGUGGGGGAGGAUCUCCUGGGUUCCCAAGUCAUCAUUGUUCUUCUUGCUCCUCUUCACCACAUACCAAGCAUUUCCAUACUUAUCAAGAUACCACACUAACACCAUUUAUUAUUACACAUUAUUCCAUUCUGAAUCACUUCCUAUGAUUUCUGUCUCUCUCUCACACACAAAAGCAUCCCUAAGGCAUCUUCCUGGCAAACAACUUGCCAGUGAGGACAGCUACAUCUCUGAUCAGAAUUUUGUGCAAGUUUUCACAGUGGAAAAGCUGCCACAGUCUUCGCCCUUCCUUCUUUGA